AUGUCUUCAGCGUCCAAUUUUCCAGGAGUCGGGACGCAUCUUGUUUACAGAAAGCCGCCGCCAACACCAGAGUUUCUCAACACGCCAACCAAUCUUUACUCCGAUGCUGAGAAUUACAGAGAUAAGCGCGAAGUUUUUGUUCGUAACAUUCGCGCCGAGAUGAAUCAGUUCACUACCGCGAGUGAUGGCUUGGAGUUCGUGAAGCAUAGGGUUGAUGUUAAAGACUGGUCUGACGAGGAUGAGGUUCGCGAGGUGAUACUUCGAGACACCCAAGAGCUUCUCAAGAAACAUUUCAACGCCAACAAGACAUUCACCACUGUCUCAAGAAUUCGACACUCUGAUACAAGUGGAAUCAGGAAAGACACCACGCCGGUUUACUCUAUUCACGGCGACUUGACUGUUCGAAGUGGCCUUGAGCUCCUGGAAGAUACUAUUCCCAAAAUGGAUCACCCGCCCAAAUCUAUGCCUCCUAAGGGUCGAGUUCUCAUGGUCAACGUAUGGAGGCCUCUGAAGACAAUCAAACGCGACCCGAUUGCCUUUCUAGUGCCCAAAAGCAUUAGAUCUCAGGAACGACAUGCACAGAUCUUCUCACGACCUGAAGGAAAAUUCAAAGUCUUUGGCAAGGACGCUCAAGACUUCUGGCUGGAUACAGCUUCCUACAGCGAGGACCAUGAUUGGGUGUUUCUGGACCAUCAGCAACCAGAUGAGCCUGUCCUGUUUCUUCAAUGGGACAGUGCAUCAUUGGAGAGUUUCGAGUCGAGGAUGGCUGUGUUUCAUAGUUCUUUUGAGGAUUCUAGAUAUAUGGACGAGGCGGAACGAGCGAGCAUCGAGCUCAAGUGUCUUGUUUUCUUGGAUAAGUGA
This is a messenger RNA of Colletotrichum abscissum, 861 nucleotides long. RefSeq lists its product as uncharacterized. The record is from RefSeq and is a predicted model, not a curated record. The coding region runs from base 1 to 861 and encodes 286 amino acids. Gene Ontology annotation, molecular function: oxidoreductase activity. Lineage: Eukaryota; Fungi; Ascomycota; Sordariomycetes; Glomerellales; Glomerellaceae. The transcript is spliced from 2 exons.